CCUAUUCAGAUAAUUUAAAAACUUCAACCUCGAACGGUAAUCUCAAUCUAACCGAAUAUGAAAUGAAAUGUUCCUUUCAUACAUUCAUAUAGUGAUGCAGCAUCGCAUUAUCGAACAAUGAAAACCGGUUUAUUAGAAUGUUCGGAAUGUAGGCCGGAUAAUUUUUACCUCAGCCAUUCUUGUGAAAUCGAAAUUUCUUGUAGGGUCCCGCUAUCUUCCGCUAGAGGGCCAAAAGACAUUCCUGUGCGGCCAUUUAAAAACGAACGGGAUAAAGUGACGUGUUAGGGGUAUGUGCCCUGUCGAACAUAUUUGUUUACAUAUCAAAACGUGUGUUGAUCGUAUUUUGUAACUGAUAAACCGUGAUCGCGAUGCAUCCAAGUCGGCGUAGGAAAAAGCGGCCAAACUACGGCUUGAGAACCGUUGAAGUGAUGCGGGGACCAAAUGGAUUUGGAUUCACCAUUUCCGGGCAACAACCCUGUAUUUUGAGCUGUAUAGUCAGCGGAUCACCUGCAGAUCAAGGUGGAUUAAGGGCUGGUGACUUUCUUAUCUCCGUUAACGGUGUAUCAGUGUCAAAGGUAACACAUGACGCUGUGGUGAGUCUCAUUGGAAACUGUGUCGGCCCUAUCAAGAUGACCAUUGCUGAAAACUACUACUCUGACAGUAGCGAUGAGGAACUCGAGUGUGGAAGAGUCAUGAAUAGCAGAAAACCGAAAUACAUGCAUAAACCACGACCUAGGGCUCAUAAAGGCGACCUACGUCGAACAGCUGUAGAAACAAAUGAAAAAAACAAUUGCAAGUCAAGGCAAGCUAAACAACCAUUGAGUGAAAAGCCUCCUGAGAAUGAGUUGAACAUAUCAGGCCCUAUGCCUAUGGAAGAUCAAGCGGGUCCUAUAGAAUACAGAGCUCUAGUUGGAUAUUUAGGCACAAUCGAAAUGCCAAACCAACUAUUGCCACAUAAUCGACUCCAAACUGUCUGUAGUUGUAUCCGCAAGUUAAGACAAGAAAAAAGGCUACCCACAGCUGUUCUAAUGACAAUACUCCCCACAUGCUUGACUCUAAAAAAUGCCUCAAAUCAUAUCCUUGCAAUCUACCCAACCAACCGUGUUACAUAUGUUGGUACCACAGCUGAUAGAGAAUCGAGAUAUUUUGGUUUGGUAACUAGUGCUACUUGUGAUCUAAGAAACAUUGUAAAUCUUGAGAAGAGAUCAUCCAGUACUGGUGAGAAUUGUGUAGAGAUUUCAAACAGUUGCCAUGUUUUUGUGACAGAUCCUAAAAUUGUGGACCACAAUGUGCAUAAAAAGAAAGCAGAACUCUUUAAGAUAACUUGUACCACAAACCCAGUUACUGGAAACUGCCUAGAGUUUCCACAGAGUGCUUUGUACGUAGUUAGUUUGAUUCAAAACAUGUAUAAAUUGCAAAGCAAUCAUAAAAACAAUGGACAUAUCAGCCCAGUUAUUGCAAAUUCACCUCAACCAAGUGCCUCUAGUAAUUCAGAUUCUGGUAUAGGGUUUAGAGAUGAUUGUGGUAAUAUCAGUGAUCGUAUCUUGGUUGUGGAAUUUCCUAUGCAUCGUCCUUUACCAGUACUGAAUAGUAAUAAUAGACCCACUGCAAUUGAUGCUGCCAAUGUUAAUUUGGAAGACUUAGAUGUACCUUUGGCAAAAGAUCAAAGCAGAUGUCUACUCAAUAAUGUGAGGAGUCAAAAGCAAGAUAAUUUGAAUAAUAUUAGAGCAUGUGAAGGGGUUAAGAUAAAAAACCAGUUGGACAAUUUUAAUAAAACAGUGUAUUUGUCAAAAUAUAACAAUCAUGGAAAUCAAACAAAACUGAUUACUAAACCUGUGUCUUCAAAAGCUACUAGAACUGUAUCACCAAGCAGUUCUGAAGACAAUACCAAAAUUAGAGACACAGAUUUUUUUCAAAAACAUCAUGAAAGAACUGUGGAUGCUUUACAACUGAUACCUAAUAAAAAAUUAUAUGAAAGCAUGUCCUUGAACUCAAUUACUGAUUGUGAAUUUAUAGGAUCAACUGACAAUCUUUCAGUCCACAGUUCAAAAAGUUUGGAGCUUUCCAACUUGUUCAAUGUUUUUAAAGUUCCAUUUGACAGAAAGAUCAAACGACAGUUGAAAAAUGCAAAUAGUUGUGACAAUUUGGACAAAUACAAUGAAAAUAUUUUAAACUAUAAACUGGGCCCAAAAACUUACGGAAUGUCCAAGCAGAACUAUAGUUGUGAAGAACUGAAUGCAGAGCUUGUAGAUACGAAAACUUUUGGGAGCUUGCAAGAUUUGAGUAGCUGUAGUGAGAACAUUGGGAAGAGGAGGAACAUUGUAGCACAGAGUGAGCCUGAUAUUAGAGUUUCUACUCCUACGACCAGCAGUACCUUCAGUUGGAUGGGUGUUUAA
Messenger RNA from Acanthoscelides obtectus, 2396 nucleotides. NCBI's taxonomy places the organism in Eukaryota, Metazoa, Arthropoda, Insecta, Coleoptera, Chrysomelidae. The record is from the annotation of a GenBank genome assembly.